Molecule: messenger RNA, 903 nt
Organism: Echinostoma caproni
Lineage: Eukaryota; Metazoa; Platyhelminthes; Trematoda; Plagiorchiida; Echinostomatidae
Source: the annotation of a GenBank genome assembly
AUGCUAAUAUUGAUCGGGAAUAAGUUCAAAUCAUUCCGAUCGAUACUGGUUCGACCUUCACUAAUUUCUAACCAGUUGGGCACAUUCAUCAUGAGCCAACUUGACUCGCGAAGACGUUCUGCUUCAAAUUGUCAAAGCGACUUGUCACCGGUGCGAAACAGUGCCAACGCAUCCGGUUCAUGCGAUGAGGAUCAGUUAGAUGUAGGCAAGUGCGGUGACGCGGAUUUACAACAGCCCCGUUGUGAUGGUGAGGGAUAUUUUCUCGAUGAAAAAUCCUGGCUACCGGUGUUAGAUAAUACGGACAAUCCGGUUCCAGUCAAAUGUGAUUCGCGUGUGCGACCUGAUUCACCCCGGGAAAUGACAUCCGAUGUGAACAGACAGUCGACUGUAGGAUUGAAAACACCGGACCCGACACUACUCGUUGAACCGCCCAAACUUCGCCGAGCAUUGGCUUAUAUGGAGUUCGACGAUGGUGAUUGUGAACCGGAUGAGAACACGAAGUUAUUUGCCUGUCAUCUAUAUAAUACUACCAAGAACGGCUUGGGCGAUGACAGUUUACAGUUGUGUCACAAGAAUAAGAUGGCUACUCGAAUCCCAGAUGGGAUAGCUGGUCGAUGGCGUGCACGAAUGUGUCGGGCAUUGAAACAGAACAUCUUCGCCAAACUAACCAAACGAGACGUGCCGGUCCCGGAUACGGAUGAACGGGAUUCUGUCACUCGAUGGAUUAACUCUAGUCCCUCGGAACUGGUCGAAUCGGAUCGUGUCACAACAUGGGAUUUGGAACAAUGCACAAACAAGCACAGACCAUAUCAGGAUCUAUUUCAUCAGUUCGUCGCGAAUGAUAUCGUUACUAAUCCGGUCAGUUCAAGCGAUUCCGUGCAGAAUGAAUCCAAUCAGUACUAA